UCGUUACUUUUGCAUAAAUCCGUGUUCCUCGGACAUUCCUUACAGAACAGAAAGUGACUGGGAAAGGGUUGGGGGUUGGACCGUUUGUAAGGGGCCAUCCGGAUAGCUGUACUUGGGAAGGUAAUUUACGUGUAUCCUGCGUGACCUUUUCCCUUCAUUCCUAUAGUAUGGAUAAGGUAACAUCAUCACUCCAAUCUCCCCGACCUCGUACACUCCCUCCUCCUCUGCUUCAUUCCCAGCCAUCAGAACUGAUGUGUAUGCAUUCAUUCCAACCAUAAGAAUGGUUUAAGGCCCACUGUCAUACUGCUGCCCGAAACCUUCCACCAAUCCUGUAAAUCUACCAUACCCCGACGAUUAAAGACAGCUGUCUCCGUCAGGCCUGUUUCAUAGACAUCUGCUUCCGUGCCCUCAUCCAUACCUGGAGAUGUCGGGUUCGUUCGACUGGCCACCUGCUUCAUCGUCCUCCCGCAACCGAGACGGCGAUCGACAACCCUCCGCCUUGCAAGACGACGAGGAGCCCACCGCACGAUCUCGCUAUCCGGGCUUCACACUCCUUACCCCCACCACCGCCCCCAGUAUCCCACCUUCUUCCGACUCCGCUCCGAGCUUCGCAUUCGGCGUCCCUUCCACUUCUACGGCAACUAUGCCCCAUUCUUCCGACAACGCUCCGCCGCCGCGGCGACGCCGUGUGUUCUCCAGAUCCUCCUCCCGCCAGGACGACGACGCCUCGUCCGAGAACCCGGACAUCGCCCCACCAGCGUCGUCGACACGGGCACCUAACCACAGCAGUCGACGGCCCCUGCUCUCGGCGAUGGCCAGACAGAGACGCCUUGCACAGAGGGACGAAGCCGCCGACAACCCCGCUCUCGCGGCGCUCCACGAUGCGAGUGACUACGUCUCGCGGAUCAGCGAUAUCCUCGAUCGAGCGUCGUCGUCCAAUUUAAGGCGGCUCCCCCUCCCGGACUUCAGCUGGAUUGCGGAGCAGGACGCAAGCCGAGAGCGAAGCCGACCUCGUGGAAAGCGUCGGAAGUUGGACCAUGACCAUAGCGUUGCGGACCCGGAUUACAAGGGGUUCCGCUACGGAUAUCACGGCCAAGUCGUCCCGGGGAAGCUGAACAUGGAGGUUCUGAGCUGUACCGAGGACGGGAAUGACGAUACGUAUAUUAUGAACCGACGGGCGCAGUUCUUGAAGGAUGAUAAGAGCGUCUGCUCGAUCAAGAGCUCGUCGUGCGACCUCCUUCUUCGGCAUGAGGGAGAGGUCCCAUUCACUCUUCAGAAGGUCGUCAUCAAGGCACCGGAACGAGGCUACCCAUUCCCCAUACAAGAGGGCUUGAUCUUCAUCGGCAUGGAUUCUACCUCGCUUCUCAGCAGCUCCUCGAUGUACCAGAUUGAAUACGUCAAUAUCCAGAGACAACCCAAAUCCACACCGCCAUUGAGCACCGCCCAAAACCGAAACGGCGUCUCCCAGCCCCAAAACCGCCCAUCGUACUAUCAGGGCCCAGACGAGUGGGAUGUGUGGGAGAACGGGCAUCUGGCUUGGGAGCGCCGACUGCAACCUCACGUCCACGAGAUCGACAGCGAUCCAAGCAGCCUGAACGAUCUCAUUCUCAGCACCCUUGAGCCCAAUUGGUCCCUCCACCGACCCACUGGACCAUAUCACCUCCAAGACCUCAUGAACCGCCCCUCCACCUACACCAAUCCCUCCGACCCAGCAGAUCCCCCGCCUCAGAGCAACCCCUACCCCUUCCACGUCACCACCGAUGAUGAUGUCUCCGACUGGGACACCGAAGAAGACUGGAGCCGCGCCCUCCGCUUCGCCGAGCGCGCGCGUCGCCAAGCGGCCGCCCGCCCAGACACGGGGCCCGUCGAGCCCAACUCCAGCGAAGACGAAGAAGCGUGGGAGGCGCUGAACACGAUGUGGAGCAACCGAGCAACCGACCCGGACACAACGGACACAGCGUCCUACAUGCGCAACCGGUUCCUCGGACAGCUGCAGCAUCGGGUGCUCCCCAGCGUGAUCAAGCCGGUGCUGCCGGACGGGACGACGUCGACGGCGGGGACGGCGGUGCGGGCGCCGCACGCGAAGUUCUUCAUCGGGCGGCAGGACGGGAAUAUCGCGGUGAAGUUCGAUCCGCCGGUGUCGGGGAAGUUCGUGCUGUUGAAGCUGUGGAGCCCGAGUCCGGGGGGGAAUAUCGAUGUGCAGUCGAUCCAGGUGCAUGGAUUUGUGGGGCCGAGGUACUUUCCGGCGUGCGAGGUCCGGUAGGGGAAGUCAGGUUAUGAUGGGCGGUUUCGUGGGAGGUGGUUCGAUAGGCUCGUAUAUGGUUUAUCUAGACGGUAUUAGAAUCAAUUCACGGCAGGGCAAUUCAUUGGGC
This is a messenger RNA of Eremomyces bilateralis CBS 781.70, 2372 nucleotides long. RefSeq lists its product as uncharacterized. The record is from RefSeq and is a predicted model, not a curated record. Bases 425 to 2263 code for a protein of 612 amino acids. NCBI's taxonomy places the organism in Eukaryota, Fungi, Ascomycota, Dothideomycetes, Eremomycetales, Eremomycetaceae. The transcript is spliced from 2 exons.